AUGUUUACAAGAAAUAGACUACCUUACAAAUGCUGCGACUAGUAACCUUCCUAUUAGCAAUCGACUUCUAAGCCAUCCAACUGGUUUGAAUGGAAAUAAUGCAAUUAAUCAAAUGUCAAAUCAUAGAGACAGUGCAAUAUGGGUUGGGGGCAAUUCCCCUGCAAAUAAUGGUGUGCCUCCUAAAAGAUUAGGCAAUGUUGCAAUAAAACCUUCUAGACCUGCUCCAACAACUCCACCAACUGUUUUACCCAUAUUACCAACAAAUUCUUCGAGCCCACCAUUGGAUCAUUCUUUUCCUCCGCGUGAAGGUUUAGAAAUAGUUUCUCCUGAAAACGAUGAUAGUUCAUUCUUUCCUAGAUCAGCUGGUAAAUUAUAUAAGAGUGACGGAAGAUUUUCCGAUGAUGACCAACCAUCAUUUGACUAUCAAAGAAAUAAUAUAAUAUCGCCUGGUGAAACGACCCCUAUGGGUAAUGGAAUUGGUGGAUUAGAGACAAACACAAACGAUGAAAGUUACUUUGAAAAAGAUGUUGGGACUUCUGCUUUUAACAAAUCAAAAUUAGAUGGAUCCUGGAAAAUAUCGAGCCCAGUUGUACCUAGAAAUAUAGCUACUGCAUUUCCUCCGAAAAGUGCAGAUGAACUUAGAGAAGAAGAGUAUCAAUUGACAAAAGAUGUUCAGAAAAAAUUUAACCUGUCAGAUGAAAAAAUUUCGAAAUUAAUGAAAAAUUCUUCGAAAAAAAAUCAAGGAAUAUUACCAAUUAAUACAUCAGAUCCUCAGUUAGAUGAACUCAGUUUAUCGGUUGAAGAAGUAGAUAACACAGAAAAAUCAGAGUCAGAACUUAUGUUCGCGUCUGGGUCGGAAGAUGGCACUGUGAAAUUAUGGAAUUUAAAGGGCCCAAUUUCUCUCAAACCUACAGAUGUUCCUGAUAUUGAGCCGACAAUUACAUAUAGAGGUCAUACAGCGGCUGUAAAUUCAGUUGUUAUUUCUUCAGAACAGCACAGAUGUUAUUCGGCUAGUAUGGACUCUACAAUUCGCGUGUGGAAUCUGCCGCCACAAAAACGAGAUAAUUAUGGACCUAUCGGAAAAUUUCUUUUAUCUGAAUUUAAUCCUUAUUUUAUAGAUUCACCGUUGAACUUUACUACCUACAUUGGUCAUACGGAUGCUAUAUGGGAUUUAAGAUUAUUCCCUAUUUGUAACUUAAAUACCCAAUUUUUGGCAUCUGCAUCGGCUGAUGGGACAGUUAAAAUUUGGAAUACGGAAGCCGAAGGAUCACCCCUAAAAAGUUCGUGGGGAUAUUACGGAAACAACGGUGAACAACCGGUUAAUGGAGUUCGUCCACCAAUACCUACGUCUAUUGACUUUGUUCAUAGCGAUCUAAAGAAAAUAGCCGUUUCAUUCCAAAAUUCAAUUAUUAAACUUUAUGACAUUGAAACGGGACAAAGCGUUGUAACAUUUAAUAGUGAUGAAACAUACGAUAAAACUCCAGCUACACAAAUUAAUCGCAUCAUUGUCCAUCCUACCAUGUCACUAUUAUUUUCGGCACAUGAGGAUAAAUAUAUUAGAUUCUUUGAUAUCAACAGUGGUAAAUGCAAUUUCUCAAUGCUUGCUCAUCUGGAUUCAGUCACAACGCUUGAUAUUGAUCCAUCAGGAAUGAUAUUAAUUUCGGGAGGUCAUGAUAGUUCUAUUCGUUUGUGGGAUAUUGUAUCAACAAGACAAUGCGUUCAAGAGUUUGUAUCGCAUCGAAGAAAAUCUGAUGAAGGUGUAUUAUGUGUUGAAUAUCAUCGGUCUUUGCCAUGGAUGGCAAGUGGUGGUGCAGAUUCUGUA
Messenger RNA from Racocetra persica, 1822 nucleotides. The record is from the annotation of a GenBank genome assembly. NCBI's taxonomy places the organism in Eukaryota, Fungi, Glomeromycota, Glomeromycetes, Diversisporales, Gigasporaceae.